Molecule: messenger RNA, 999 nt
Organism: Cercopithifilaria johnstoni
Lineage: Eukaryota; Metazoa; Nematoda; Chromadorea; Rhabditida; Onchocercidae
Source: the annotation of a GenBank genome assembly
AUGGUAGCAACAGCAGCAGCUGCUGCAGCAUAUGGUAAAUUAGGCAGUAGUUAUCAGCAGGAGCAACAACAACAGCAACAGUACGCUGCUACAACUACUACUACUACACGACAAUCACAGAUACAUACAAAACGUAGUUCAAGUCACAGUGGUGGUAGUAAUUCAAAUGCAUUUCGAUUACAACAGCGUCGUAUGUUAGAACGAGAAAAUAUCGAUCAGUUACUUCAAAAAUGUCGCACAAAUUAUCGUGGUAUUGCUUGUAGUACACAGGCUCCAUCACGUUACAAUGAUUGUGGACAGCAUGCAAUCUAUCAUACAUUAGGUGGUGGACAUCCGAUACCACAACUAACACUUAGUGAUGACGGUGAAACAUUAUGUGUGAGGAGCGGUUCAACCCGAACAUCAUCAUCAUCAUCAUCACGUAUGCCAUCAAAACAGGAUCAUCAGGUUCAAGCUGGACCAGGAUUUACCUCGUCCAUGGCUGGAUAUCAUUCAUUGGAUCGAAAAACACAUCUAAUGAAUUACUAUCGAAUAUCCGAUGAUAAUCCAUAUCGGUUAGCAGCAGUGGGACAGGAAACAUCUGCUGCCACUUUAGCAAUGGUAAGUCCUCGACAUAUCGCAUCAAAUCGCCAUCAGUUAACAUUAGCGCAUCAAAAUGUGGAACAUGCCUUGACCAAUCGCCAUAGUGUUGCUGCUAGGCGAACGGCUUCGCUUUCCUCAGCUGGCAUGUCACGAUCGAUGGUUUUGGUUGCUGGUAGUGGUUCAGAUUCAAGCGGUGGUAGUUCACAACCCUCAACACCUGAUAAUACACCAAAUUAUCGCAUUGGUAGCCGUUCACCACUAAUGUAUAAUCCAAAAAUGGUCAUCAAACAUAUACCGCUUAGUAUUGCGGCACAAAUUCCGACAAUUGAAAGAAAUUCCACGAGUAGACGCACAGUCAUUGCUAGUAUAACAUUAUUAGAAUCAACCGGACGGUUAUAUGAAGGUCAUCACAGAUGA